Molecule: messenger RNA, 699 nt
Organism: Brassica oleracea var. oleracea
Lineage: Eukaryota; Viridiplantae; Streptophyta; Magnoliopsida; Brassicales; Brassicaceae
Exons: 2
Coding region: 1-699 (232 amino acids)
Molecular function (GO): RNA-DNA hybrid ribonuclease activity; nucleic acid binding
Source: RefSeq, a predicted model, not a curated record
AUGGAGGUCUAUAUUGAUGACAUGCUCGUCAAAUCCCUUCAUGCAAGCGAUCACGUUUCUCAUCUCGAAGAAGGUUUAGCACGGUUAAACUCACAUAACAUGAAACUUAACUCGGCUAAAUGCAGGUUCGCCAUAGCAUCGGGCGAGUUCCUCGGUUACAUGGUAACGUAUCGCGGGAUCGAAGAUAAUCCUAAACAGAUCGAUGCACUAAUCAGGAUGGCUUCUCCCAAAAACAAGCGGGAGUCCGAGCCAGUCAGGAGGAGACUAGCCAAAUGGGCAGUCGAGUUAAGUGAGUACGGUAUAGAAUACCGACCAAGAACGAGUGCAAAAUCCCAAGUACUCGCAGACGUUUUGGUACAGCUACCGACAAGAACCGUUACUAACAAGGAACCGAAUUCAACAUGGGUCCUUCACGUCGACGGAUCGUCAUUUAAGCAAGUAUCGGGCAUCGAAAUUCGCCUCACAUCACCAACCAGAGAAAUCCUAGAACAAUCGUUUAGACUGGAAUUUCACGAGUCCAACAACGAGGCUGAAUACGAAGCGUUCAUUGCAGAACUACGAUUAGCUGACGGAUUGAAGAUACGCAACAUCCAUGCCUACUGUGAUUCUCAGCUAGUCGCAAGUCAAUAUAGCGGAGAAUACGAAGCAAGGGAUGAAAGAAUGGAUGCAUAUCUGAAACUGGUCCAGAAUCUAGCUUAA